GGAUGUGAAUUAUUGGAUAGGGAGGGAGCUAGGCUUGCCGAUAGAUAGGUCGAGAUCUUUGGACUGCCUAUAGGUCGAGAUCUUUGGACUGCCAGAUAGAUGAGUCAGGGAGGGAACAUAUUGAUCUACAAGGUUAGAUUGAGAGAAACGUAUCGCGCAGAAGUCGAAUGUGAGAUAAGUGCGGACAGGAGGAAAUUGUGGGACGGUGUGAAAAGCGUUCAGUGAGUGCUGCUGAGGCUCUCUAAGAAGUUAUGUAUUUGGGGGAGUCAGGGGGCAAGUCGGAACGAUCUACCUCCCUUGGUAGCGAAGGGGUCCUUAGACUGAGAGGUGGUAAUUUAGAUCCCGAGGGCAUGGCGUAUUCUCGUCUUGAUCGGCUGCAAGAGCCCGUUGCGUCUAGUGCGAACGGCGAUUGUAUCGUAGGUGAUGGGGCCCAUGUUCCGGUUCCGAGCAGACGUUCAUUGAGAUGCAGGUCGGAUGCGGCGUCGGGAUCAAUAUCGGCGCCGCGGGGAUCCUUUAGUGGAGGUGGCGGAGCAGGUGGGAGGACUCAUGCCGCGCUGGCAACUUCUGGUUGCUCCACUACGGCGGCGGCUUCUAGAUCAUAUCUCAGGCCCGGACUUUUGGCGCAGUACGCGGAUGCGCAUAAGAACUCGCGUACGUCAUGUAUGAGUAAUGUGAGCAGGAAACGUGUCCUGGGAGAGACCACAUCGUCGCUCUAUUCAAAAGCUGCGGGUACAGUUGUGGAUAUCCGAGGCGAUAGAGGCGGCAGCGGCGGCGACGAAGGACGAGGAAGAGAGCGGGGAGCGGGUUUAGGUGCGGGAGGAAAGGAACUCUCUGUCAACCGCUCCCUUUCUCUCACCCCAUCGCCGGAUGUUCCUCCUCCUCGCGAUCUUGCCACCAUGUUCAUUCAAAGGAAAAAAAUGGUUGCUCCACGAACUCCCCGGACGCCUCAAGCUUUUACAGUUUACAGGGACUCGACGCCAGAACCUGCAGAAUCUUCGUCGUUAGAAUCUCUCCCCACCGAGCUUCUGGUUCGGAUCCUUUGUUACCUUCAUCACGACGAGUUGAAGCCAGCUUUUUUUGUUUGCAAACGUUUACGUGAGGCGACGAUAGCCGCCGUCCAAAUCCACUUCAACUACACGACACCUGAUCGUGAUCGUCAAGAAAUCCUCAGUUUUACUACGCCGAAUCCGUCUCAACGGUGGCCAUUCCGGAGCGGACAACACGGUUGUCUACCACAAGUGCCUCAAGCUCCUCGACCUCAGCGGCUUGUACAACAUCAUUCGGUUUCCUUCCCAGCUGCAACGUUACGACAAGUGGCCGCGUCUUUGUUCCCGUGUACGCCUAGGCCUCAACAAGCGAGCGUGUUUUACCAUUUGCCCAGUUUUCCUCGACCUCUAAGGAUGGCAUCAUCGCAUCGUGUCCUCUUCCACAAGGAGGAUCUGUGCACAGUAGUUGCACAGGAGAGUGUAUAGACGAAGGGAGGCUCAAUGGGUGUAAAGGAGGUGCUUUGAAAAAAUUGGUGAACGGAUUUUGCGGAAAUGCUGGGCGCAUUACUAGUCCAUGCACUUCUCGUGUCUCUUCUGCUUGCCCCUGCUUUUCUUGUGCCCUUGUCAAUUGGUUUAUACAGUUUGUCUCGCGAUGCGAGUCCUCGUACGUCAUGCAUUCACGGAACUUCCAACUCGCGUCUUGGUCGGGACUGUUUGUCAUUUAUCGAUGAUAGUUGACAGUUUUUCGGGCGAUGGGUUUGUCCAGUCAAGUGGUUGACGUAUACAGCGCAGUGAAGAGACUGAGCUCUGGCCGAUUCGUCUGCCGAGGCUCGGCAGGAUGGUGUGCGUGCAUCUCAUUACUGGUGGUGGGAUGGUAUAAUCAUAGCCACUGCCAGAAAGAGUAGUAGAGGAUAUUGCAGCUAAUUUGGGGGCGAAUGUCAGGAUGAGCCGCCGUUGGCAACGUGGGUUUGAAUUUGACGAGAUCGAAUGAUCGGUCGAGUUGAGUAAGAACAGUCGGUACAGCGAUCCUUGUACGCGCACGCGCUUUGCAUGGGGAAUGCAACUUUCCUGGCUUCCGAGGAAGUUGCCGAAAAGCUAGGCAGAUGGCCGUGGAGCUCCUGGUUCUCGAGUCGACAAGGACGCGUGCUAUGACGUCGUAGUACUCCACUUGUGUGGCGACGUGUGUGGAGAGCAUGGUGCUCUGCUCAGCUACGACGUGCGCUGUACUUCCGUACCUGUGCUUACUGUUAUGAUCACGGUCACUGAAGGAGGAGGUUUCGUUUAUCAGGGGACAAUGGGACAAUCUGGUCUGAUGGAAGAGGGGGCCGUCUUGACCUCCUCAUCUCAUCAUGGAAUCAGUGUCGAUGGUCCUGAAAUGGGUUUCCUUAGCAAGCUUCAAAUGUACGUGCCCUGAUUUCGUUCCGUUCCGUCCUAGGAUAGAUCUCGUCAAGUCGCUCGCUUGCUGCACCUGCACGAUAUGUCCAGAAUAUGACAAGGCUUCUGUUUGUAGAUGCCUCUUUUGCCUGCCUCACUUCCUCGCCUUGGGAGCAGUGGGGAGUUAUGUCGAUCCGUUGUACAGUGAAUUAUGCCCCCGCACGUGCAGGUACGUUAGGCCUUAGUUGUUUUGUUUGGCUAGUUGGUGAUUAUGUAUAUUUCUGGGUUUCUCGAUAAGCAGACAAGCAAGCAGUGCAGGCAGCAAAAUGGAGUGGAAGUGAUUGAAUGGUGACGGUACCGUUUACAGAUCUGCUGUUUCCUGCUGCUGCUGGUUGACUGUUGGUGACAGAAAAUGGGAAUGCUGUUUUGAAGGAGGGAGGGAAAUGGGCGAAGGUAUGGCCAGAGGUACGCAGCCCAUAUUUUUUCUUGCUGGAGUUUACGUUUUGCUUUUGCGGGCGCUGGCCUUCUUGCUAGAGGCCAAUGGUUGACUCUCCAUGGUACGCAAUCAUUCGUAGUCUUUCUUGGAAAGAGGAGAUACAUGAGCUCAGCGGGCGCUGGCCUUCAUGCACAUUAAUAUUCCUCCUUGUGCGGGAAGACCUGGUCCGUUGACCCUUCGCACGGAUGGAGCCGUUCGGCCGCAAAGCUGCUUCUCUAAAUCGUGCGUCAGAGAGCCGGUGUGCCCUAGCCUGUAAGUAAUGGUUCUUCUGGCGGUCGUCUUUGCUGGUGGGAAUGCGGUAGCUGCUGUGUGAUUACUGCCGUCGGUCACACUCUGCAACAAAGCGACAGUAUACGC
Chara braunii is the source of this 3213-nucleotide messenger RNA. Lineage: Eukaryota; Viridiplantae; Streptophyta; Charophyceae; Charales; Characeae. The record is from the annotation of a GenBank genome assembly.